Messenger RNA from Eublepharis macularius, 1523 nucleotides. RefSeq names its product actinia tenebrosa protease inhibitors-like. The record is from RefSeq and is a predicted model, not a curated record. The transcript has 2 exons. Lineage: Eukaryota; Metazoa; Chordata; Lepidosauria; Squamata; Eublepharidae. Gene Ontology annotation, molecular function: serine-type endopeptidase inhibitor activity. The coding region runs from base 12 to 1100 and encodes 362 amino acids.
GCUGCAAUCGCAUGGUCCUCCUUGUCCUCGUGGCUGGACUUCUUGCACCCUUGUCUGAACUGCUGGGCGUCUCUGGAGCUAUCGUGCCUAAACACUGCACACUCCCUCCAGAACAUGGGAAAUGCAAAGAGAAAUUACUGCGUUACUACUACGAUGUGCAAAUGAAGACCUGCCGGCCAUUCACAGGUUGUCAAGCCGGAGGCAAUAACUUUAAGAAUAUUAAGGAAUGCGUUUGGGAGUGUGAGGUCUUGGGUAAGAAAACGCAGGAGCACUUUCCCCUGGGCAAGCCACCUAGACACUGCACACUCCCUCCAACAAAUGGGAAGGGCAAAUCAAGAUUGUUACGUUACUACUAUGAUGUGCAAAUGAAGACAUGUCAUCAGUUCACCUACAGAGGUGACGAAGGCAACAGAAAUAACUUUAAGAGUUUCAGUGACUGUAUUUGGGAGUGUGAUCGCUUUGACAGAAAGACCCAGGAGGGCUCUUCAUCUGGCAGUGUACCUAAGCAUUGCACUCUCCCCCUAAAGCAAGGACCUUGCAAAGCAGCAUUUCCGCGUUACUAUUACAAUACUCAAACUAACAAGUGUGAGAAGUUCAUUUAUGGUGGCUGUAAAGGUAACGCAAAUAACUUUCUGGAAAAGGAGGAUUGCGCUCAGGAGUGCCACAGCGUUGGUGGGGUCACUAUAUCUAGAAACAAUAUACCUAAACACUGCACUCUUCCCUUAGAGCAAGGACCUUGCAAAGCAGCAUUUCCCCGUUACUACUACAAUACUCAAACUAACAAGUGUGAGAAGUUCAUUUAUGGUGGUUGUAAAGGUAAUGCAAAUAACUUUCUGGAAAAGGAGGAUUGCGCUCAGGAGUGCCACAGCGUUGGUGGGGUCACUAUAUCGAGAAACAAUAUACCUACACACUGCAGUCUUCCCCCAGAGCAAGGAUUUUGCAAAGCAGCAUUUCCCCGUUACUACUACAAUACACAAAGAAAUAAGUGUGAGAAGUUCAUUUAUGGUGGCUGUAAUGGUAAUGCAAAUAACUUUCAAAAUAUGGAGGAUUGCACUCAGGAGUGUUAUGGCAUUGGCAGGGUCACUAUGCAGCGUUCGUAAGGACAAAUGCCAAUUUAUGGCUUUGGCAUAGGGUUGCCAGACCUCUCGCUGGGGCCUGCAGACCUCCUAGAAUUACAACUCAUCUCCAGACUGCAGAGAUCAGUGCUACCUGCUAAAGACGAAUUCCCGUUCCCCCCCCCACCCAAUCAGCCAUUUUGUCCAGAGGAACUGAUCUCUGUGUUUUGCAGAUCAGUUGUAAUUCUGGGAGACUUUCAGGUCCUACAGCUUUGAACUGGUCUUCAUCCAUGUAGUUGAUGCUCUUCUCUUUCUUCAGGUAAAGAAAUAUUGUCAAAUCCAUUCCUCUGUCUUUGGGGUCAAUGAAAAAAGGCACAAGGGAAUCUAUGAUAACUUUUCAGCCAUAUUUGAGCAGCCUCUGCAGAAAUGUCUUGCAUGCUUUUCAAUAAACUCAUCUCUUCUUCUGCA